ACCACUAGUCGGCAGGCUCAGGUUUGUUGGUUGGGGUGUAUGUGUGUGUUGUGUGUGUGUGCUCGUAGGUGAUCUGGUAGUGUGUGCCUCUGCAAGUACAUGCGGACGGAUUGUUACGACCCGUAAUGUGAGCAGAGAGAAACGAAAGCCGACUGUUGCCGAGGAUACGGAGUGACGUGCCAUCGAGGGUGCAUGCAUGUCGUCUGCUUACCCCGAAGCUUUGCGAGUGAGGUGACAUUGGCCUAGAUGCGAUGGGGCUGUUGCCAAGGCGUCGUAGUCUGCUGCUCAAGCUAGUGCUCGUGUUACCGGCCACGUGGUUGGUGGUCACACUUCUAGUUGCCUACAAUGAUCGCUUCAGGGACAUGCAGGACGAACGUCUGCCCCAGCAGGUCCAGCUGCAAGCUAAGGAAGAAGCACAGAAACCUGCUCCUGCAGCAGACGAUGGCGAGAGGUUGCUUCCACUAGCGAAACGGAGAGCAAGCCGUGAAGAGAGGAUGAAACGGGGAAGUAAAGAUGGCGCUCCUCCUCUCGGGGGACCGGGCAACGGGGACGAAGGUGCCGGAGUACUCCCACCCCCGAGAAGCGCCGACAGUCCCGGAGAGAUGGGACGGCCGGUCAAGCUGAACAACUUGACGGCUGAGCAGGAUAAAGUGGUGAAGCAGGGCUGGGACCGCAAUGCUUUCAACCAGUACAUCAGCGACAUGAUUUCGCUGCACAGGUCCUUGCCAGAUGUUCGGGACACGGAGUGCAAGGAUGAGAAAUACCUGGAGGACCUCCCAUCAACCAGUGUGGUUAUCUGCUUUCACAAUGAAGCGUGGAGUGUGCUCCUGCGCACGGUGCACAGCGUCAUAGACCGCUCGCCACCGAAGCUACUCAAGGAAGUCAUCCUAGUGGACGAUUUCUCAGAUAUGGCCCAUCUGAAGAGGCAGCUCGAAGAUUACGUGGCACAUCUACCUAAAGUGAAGAUAGUGAGGGCUCAAAAGAGAGAGGGUCUCAUCCGCGCUCGACUCCUUGGGGCUGCAGCCUCCACCGGUGCUGUCAUCACCUACCUGGAUUCUCAUUGCGAGUGUACUGAAGGAUGGUUGGAGCCACUCCUGGACCGCAUAGCACGCAACUCGACGACGGUGGUGUGUCCGGUCAUAGACGUCAUAAACGACGCAACCUUCGAGUACCACUACAGAGACUCGGGUGGAGUGAACGUUGGCGGGUUCGACUGGAACCUGCAGUUCAGCUGGCACGCCGUGCCAGAGCGGGAGCGGAAAAGACGGAAGCACUCGUGGGAUCCCGUCUGGUCUCCCACAAUGGCCGGUGGUCUUUUUGCCAUCGACAAGGCCUUCUUCGAAAAGCUUGGCACAUACGACAGUGGGUUUGACAUUUGGGGAGGAGAAAACCUGGAGCUUUCUUUCAAGACCUGGAUGUGUGGAGGCACACUAGAAAUCGUUCCCUGUUCGCACGUUGGGCACGUGUUCCGCAAACGCAGUCCAUAUCGGUGGAGGUCGGGUGUCAAUGUCUUGCGGCGCAACUCUGUGCGUUUGGCUGAAGUGUGGCUGGACGAACACGCCAAGUACUACUACCAGCGCAUCGGCAAUGAUCUGGGCGACUUCGGGGACGUGUCUCCCCGCAAAGCACUAAGGAAUCAGCUGAAGUGCAAGUCCUUUGACUGGUACGUGAGAAACAUCUACCCGGAGCUCUUUGUUCCUGGGGACGCUGUUGCGUCCGGAGAGGUACGCAACAUGGCUGAAGGCGGCCGUACCUGCUUGGACAGCCCUGCAGGAAGGGAGAGCAUGCACAAGGCAGUGGGCAUGUACCCAUGCCACGGGCAGGGAGGCAAUCAGUACUGGAUGCUGAGUAAAGAGGGCGAAAUCCGUCGUGACGAAGCCUGCCUCGAUUUUGCUGGUGGUGAUGUCAUUCUGUAUCCGUGCCAUGGUUCCCGCGGCAAUCAGCUCUGGAUGUAUGACCAUGACGCACAUACCAUUCAGCACAGCAGCAGUCGCAAGUGCCUGCAGAUGUCCGAAAACCGUCAGAAAGUGUCGAUGGAGUCGUGUAGUGGCAGCCUACGGCAGCAGUGGGUGUUCCAAAACUUUGAUGCAUCCAAAAUGGAGAAACUCAAUGUAGUUGCAUGAAAAUAAUGCCCGAAAUGUGACUUUUAGUACUUGCGACUUCCCCCAGACUGUCUCUUCGGUGGACAUUGACGUCGUAGGUGUGGUCUUUGUUGUUUGGUACAGUGACUGGCUUUUUUUUUUUUUCUACGAACUCCACAAGUUCUUGUUUGUAAGUUUUGUUCUCACCAUGGUACAUUGCUGAGGACUUUCCGGGUGGCUGCAGAAAAGUGCGGACAGCAGCAGUACUUCUGAAAGGCAUCGGCGUGCAGUGCUAUUUAUUAAAGCGAAUUUGUUGCAGCAACAUUGCACCUCGUCACAGCUCCGUGCGUUUUGUUGCUCGAUACUUGUGGCUACUGCUUCAGCCCAAAGAGUUGUACAUAGCACAUUAGCAAUGUAGUUUUUGGACAGAGCCGCUCAGAAUUAAUACAUUGAGCUACAGCCUCUUUCGAGGACAAUAAUACCCGUGACACACGGGCACGUGUGACACUCACGUGCUUUGUCCUCGAUGCCAUUCCAUUACACUGUACCCUACUGGCUGUAGCUCUAUUUAUUUUUACCCUAUUCACUGUCCAAAAAGAAGAGAAAAGAGUGAAGGUUGUGAGCUCGUUUGUGGUCUGGUGACUGAAGGAAAUUUGAGGUGCCAACAACAAUGUCGACCGCUGAACUCUCAUCGUCCCGGGAAGGCUCUCGAAGCAGAGUGGUGCUGCUGACUGCGCGAAUAAAAACAAUGCUCUCCCUCAAGCCAUCCCCCUCAGUGCCUUGGCCCACCGUGCGACUCGGGGAUGUGGUGCGUAGUGCUGUCAAACUUUUGUGCGCGUCGUGGGUGAAUCGUCCAGGUUCUGUGCGCCGUCGUUUAGGGACCACUUGACCAAUUUGGGUGGGUGCGAUUAUGUUUUGUAGGACACUGUUCUUGUUUGUUCAUGUAUUUUUUAAAAUUUUUUUUUUAAAGGUCACACUUGAGACGUUAGUGUGGACAUGGAACGUAACGGCCGAGUUUUCUAGGUGCAAGCGUACGUGGUUGAAUGUUGCGGAAACUGUAUCGGUGCUGGUAGUGCUACGCCCUGCUUCGAGUUUUUUUUCUCUCUCUUUUUUUAAUCAUUACUAUCGUUAUUGUUUGGGGUCUACAUGUAGACUCCUGCCUUCAUGUGUGUGCAAAUAACAUGUUAAAAAGGACGAGACUUAUCGCUUACCGUGCUUUGAAGCAUUCAGAUGCGCGACCAGCGACAGGAAAAAAAAAAGCCGCGAUUGAAAAACUUUGCAUGAUUUCCCAGCUAAUUGCAGCCAACGGAUUUUCACGUAGUACAGUUACAGCACACAAAAUUUGUAGGUUGAUAUAAUGGGUAUUUUAUGCUCUAGAUGUGGGAACACCCAUUCGUAGCGUUUUAGUGAUGGGAAGGGUGAAAACCCAGAUUUUGUUUUGAGGUACUUUGUUGGGUCUGUGAUUGAAAAACUUUACGCGAUUUCCCCCACUAACUGCAGCCAGUAUGGAUACUCACGUAUUACACUUACAGCUCGCAAAAUUUGUCGGUUAAUAAUGUUAAUGGGUAUCUUACGCUCUAGGUAUGGGAGCACCCAUUCAUAGCGUGAGUUGAGUGGUGGUAAGGGUGAAAACCUAGAAUUUGUUUGAGGUAUUUUUUUUAUCUGUUAUCAGAAAGAAGAGCUUGGAGUAGUAUGAAAGGCAAACAUCCUCCUGUGAGUGCGUUCCUUUGUCAUCUUAACUGAAGCCCAUCGGACACCAAAACCAUUCCAGUUUGCUUUUCUAGUCAGACGCAACAUUCCAGUGUUCCGGGUGUAAUGGUCGCCUUUUUUUUUCUGAAAAACAUGUUUUGUGCGGAGGUGCUGUACUGUGGGAAAAGGACUGUGCCUUAUCCAGCAUUGUUACAUGACAUGAUGAUGUAAUAAAUGGAUCUUUCGUGUUCUUCA
Molecule: messenger RNA, 4025 nt
Organism: Ornithodoros turicata
Lineage: Eukaryota; Metazoa; Arthropoda; Arachnida; Ixodida; Argasidae
Product: putative polypeptide N-acetylgalactosaminyltransferase 9
Exons: 13
Coding region: 252-2123 (623 amino acids)
Biological process (GO): protein O-linked glycosylation
Cellular component (GO): Golgi apparatus
Molecular function (GO): polypeptide N-acetylgalactosaminyltransferase activity
Source: RefSeq, a predicted model, not a curated record